UCAAAUCGAUCGGCCGACUAGCGACCACAAGGAAGGAAGGACGGACGGAAGGAAGGAAUCAGUCGCACUUCGUUUCCUUUACCAUUUAUCAUCAACUUGGUAGGUGUCGGGUGUUGUUGUCAUGGUGAUGUCUACAUUCCAGAAGGUGACGCUGGCCACGUGCCUCGUGCUGUGCGUGGCCCUGCUGCUUCCCAGGAUGUUGUUGUCUCGUGGGAGGAAGGAUGCUAGCGCGACCGAAGGAGGUCACUUCCCGCCCAUGGUGCACCGUCACAUGGCCCCAGAAGGCCGCGGCCAGAGGGUGGCGGCAGGUUCGGGCCCCUCCUCCGGGGCCCACAAGGCGGAGAGCGUGGCAGCCAGAGCCAGAGGUGCAGGAGCGGGAGGCGGGCUGGGAACCGCCGCCAAGUCCAAUCUGGCGGGACAAAUCAUUCCCGUCUACGGAUUUGGGAUUUUACUCUACAUCCUCUACAUUCUCUUCAAGAUCACUUCGAAGGGGAGCAGUCCGUCUUCCCUGGGCAGAUGCUCCUCAGUGCGCUCAGAGAACACCAAGAGGAAGAUCACCGACUUUGAGCUGGUUCAGCUGCAGGAGAAGCUGAGAGAGACUGAGAUGGUGAUGGAAAAUAUUGUUUCCAAUGUUCAACGCAGCCCUGACAGGGGCAAUAACGGAGUGAACGUAGACCAGGAGAGUCUCCUCCACCAGCUGACAGAAAUCACUCGCGUGAUGCAGGAAGGUCAGCUAGUGGAGGGCGUGGCAACAACCAACAAAAAAGACCAGGGAACAUGGGAAGAAGCCGAAGAAGAGGACGGCCGUGACUUGUGGGAGCGCCCUCGCUGCGGCUGCUGUCAGCAUUGUGGAUCACAGACGCAAGCCGGGGAAUAUGACGGGGGUGACCCCUGGGAGAACGAUCUCGCGGGCUUUCCCGGCACGCAUCCAGCUGAUGAGGAACCGGGUGCUGGUUUGGGAGGCAAGGAGGACCCGGUGCAGCAGGACGUCCACCUGAGCGGAAAGGAGCAGAAAGAAUGUGAGUGCGAGGAGGAGCGGAUCCAGUUGGGCGUGCCCAAGUGGGAGCUGGCGGGCGUGUUGAAGGAGUUGGAGCUCACCUUGAAAAUGACAUCAGCUAUGGAGCGAGAGAAGAUGGAUCACCUGGAGACGCAAGCGUCGGCCGGUGGUGGUGCCAUCAGACGGCGGAGCAAAAGAAGAAGCCGGGAGUCUCACUGACUCCUGACUUGGACGGAUGAUGUUUUGUGUGCAAACUUUAUAGGCAUGUGCCCAAAACUCUGCAUGAAUUUCAUAACCGUGGACGUUGCUUGAUAGCAAGUAGAAAUGGUAGCUGUAUUGAGGUCAGGUAAAGCCCGAUGAGGUAAAGCAGACGUGUCCAAAUUUUUCUCAGAGGGCAGCAUACGGAAAAAUAUCCAAGGAUGCUCGGCCACAUUGAAAUUCUUUUAAAGAGGAACUCGAUGCAAACACUUGACUUGCAUCCCUGAUUAAAUGAGUAGAAAUUUGUUGACAAGUGUUAUUAAAACCUUUUGCAAAAACCUUUGAUUAAAAGGAGAGAUUUUGUGCCAGGAUUUCCCCCCCUUAUGUGAAGUGCAUAAAUGUUUCAUCCGCAUUUUGAAUCUUUUUUCAAAAUGCGUGAAAACAUGUUCACCCUUUUAAUAAAUACCUCAAACUACA
Hippocampus zosterae (dwarf seahorse) is the source of this 1672-nucleotide messenger RNA. It is a transcript of the gene ric3b, whose product is annotated as RIC3 acetylcholine receptor chaperone b. Lineage: Eukaryota; Metazoa; Chordata; Actinopteri; Syngnathiformes; Syngnathidae. The record is from RefSeq and is a predicted model, not a curated record. Gene Ontology annotation, cellular component: intracellular membrane-bounded organelle; neuron projection; neuronal cell body. The transcript is spliced from 6 exons. Gene Ontology annotation, biological process: protein localization to cell surface; synaptic transmission, cholinergic. The coding region runs from base 122 to 1216 and encodes 364 amino acids.